Closterium sp. NIES-67 is the source of this 674-nucleotide messenger RNA. The record is from the annotation of a GenBank genome assembly. NCBI's taxonomy places the organism in Eukaryota, Viridiplantae, Streptophyta, Zygnematophyceae, Desmidiales, Closteriaceae.
UACAGCUCCAAGUUGCAGCAGCCGCAGCAAGUACAGCAGCCGCAGUACAGCAGCCGCAGUCGCAGCAGUUUCAGCAUCCUUUCUAUAUCUUCGGUCGUUCUCCUGCUCAGCAACCACAGCAAGUACAGCAACAGCAGUAUCAGCAACCACAGCAAGUACAGCAACAGCAAGAGCAACAACAGCAACAACAACAACAACAACAACAACAACAACAACAACAACAACAACAACAACAACAACAACAACAACAACAACAACAACAACAACAACAACAACAACAACAACAACAACAACAACAACAACAACAACAACAACAACAACAACAACAACAACAACAACAACAACAACAACAACAACAACAACAACAACAACAGCAACAACAGCAGCAACAACAACAGCAACAACAACAACAACAACAACAACAACAACAACAGCAACAGCAACAGCAACAACAGCAACAGCCAGGCAUUGUUUUUCAGCCUCCAAAUUUACUUAACAAUACUCAGAUCAAGACAACCGAGAAAUCAUGAGCAUUCCAACGACCCCAAGAUCGCCCCAAUCUGACCGAUGAUGCCGAAGUUACAAGAAUCCCAAGAUUGGAAGUUCUAAUGACAAAUGCUAUACCUCGGGUAUCUCAUGGGUCUUAUAUUGGGGAUCUUGUGGUUAGAUGGUUG